GUAAAUCACAGUCACAGCACAUUGCAACUGCAAUCCCACUUCGUGUCUCGCACACAAGCGGAGAAGCACGCGACAACCAAAAAGGCGCAAGUCUAUGCUGCUACUGCUGAUAACAGUACAUAGCCACGUAGAGUAGUGUAAAUCUACGCAGUCUACCUUAUUUGAGUAAUAAAUCUGAGGAAUUUCCUGCGAAUCUACUUUGAGACAAGCCUUGACUGCAUCAGAUAGACUACCGCAUUAAGGUUCUGACAUAAACGUAACGUCUUCGAGGAAAUGGAGUUGGAGCAUUUUGACGAGCGGGACAAAGCCCAGAGAGACAACCGUGGGGGUUCACGUCCGAACGGGUUGAGGAGUCCGACGCACAGCGCCCACUGCAGCCUCUACCGAACGCGUACCCUGAAAGCGCUGAGUUCGGAGAAGAAGGCGAAAAAGGUCCGCUUCUAUCGGAAUGGAGAUCGCUACUUCAACGGAAUUGUAUACGCCGUCUCCCAGGACAGAUUCAGAUCGUUCGAUGCUCUCCUGGCAGACCUAACCCGCGCUCUGUCUGACAAUGUCAACUUGCCGCAGGGGGUUCGGACCAUCUAUGCGAUCGAUGGCUCUAAAAAGAUCACCAGCAUAGAUCAGCUGGUGGAAGGUGAGAGCUAUGUGUGCAGCUCCAUAGAGCCUUUCAAAAAGCUUGACUACACCAAGAAUGUCAACCCCAACUGGUCAGUCAACGUGAAGUCCCCUGCAGCCUCCCGGGCACCCCCCUCCCUUGCCAGCACCAAGGUGGGACCCUCAGAGGCCAAGAACAAAGACUUCAUCCGGCCCAAGCUGGUGACCAUCAUCCGCAGCGGUGUCAAGCCACGCAAGGCUGUGCGGAUUCUGCUCAACAAGAAGACGGCCCACUCCUUUGAGCAAGUCCUGACCGACAUCACUGAUGCCAUCAAGCUAGACUCUGGGGUCGUCAAGAAAAUCUACACCCUGGAUGGGAAGCAGGUGACGUGCCUCCAGGAUUUCUUCGGAGACGACGACAUCUUCAUCGCGUGUGGCCCGGAGAAGUACCGAUACCAGGAUGACUUCCUCCUGGACGACAGCGAGUGCAGAGUGUUAAAGUCCACCACCUAUGGAAAGAUCUCCUUUCAGAACAGGGGCUCCCCCAGGAGUGCUGGAUCAACACGACGGAGCAAGUCCCCAGCCUCCACCCACUCAGUCAAUGGGACUCCGGGCAGCCAGUUGUCCACACCCCGGUCAGGGAAGUCACCCUGCCCUUCCCCCAGCAGUCCUGGGAGCCUCAGAAGAAGCCGGGAGUCCCAGCACAACGGCUCCUCUCUGUCUCUGGCCUCCACCAAAGUCUGCAGCUCCAUUGAGGAGGGGGAUGGGGCUGGAAGCGAAGCAGAGGUGAUGGAGGAGUACCCCCAGGUCCCAGCCACCAUAGCAGAAAGGUACAAAGUGGGAAGGACAAUCGGAGAUGGAAACUUUGCGGUGGUCCGGGAGUGUGUGGAGAGGUCCACUGGGAGGGAGUACGCUCUGAAAAUCAUCAACAAAGGCAAAUGCAGAGGGAAGGAACAUAUGAUCCAGAAUGAGGUGUCCAUCCUCAGACGGGUGAAACACCCCAACAUCGUGCUGUUGAUUGAGGAGAUGGAUACCUACAGCGAGCUGUACCUGGUCAUGGAGCUGGUGAAGGGGGGCGACCUCUUCGAUGCCAUUACCUCCACCAACAAGUACACGGAGCGUGAUGCAAGUGGCAUGCUCCACAACCUGGCCAAUGCCAUCAAGUACCUGCACAGCCUUAACAUCGUCCACCGGGACAUCAAACCAGAGAACCUGCUGGUUUACGAACACCAAGACGGUAGCAAGUCCCUCAAGCUUGGUGAUUUUGGCUUGGCCACUGUGGUGGAUGGGCCCCUUUACACUGUGUGCGGGACCCCCACAUAUGUAGCACCGGAAAUCAUCGCAGAGAGUGGAUAUGGCCUUAAGGUAGACAUCUGGGCAGCUGGAGUCAUCACAUAUAUACUGCUCUGUGGGUUCCCACCGUUCCGAGGGAGUAGCGAUGAUCAAGAAGUUCUCUUUGACCAGAUUCUGCUGGGACAGCUAGAUUUCCCUCUACCAUACUGGGACAAUGUUUCAGACAGCGCAAAGGAGCUGAUAACGUCGAUGCUGCAGGUGGAGGUCGAUCAGAGAUACACGGCUCUGCAGGUGUUGGAACAUCCAUGGGUCCACGACGGUGGCCUUUCAGAGAACGAGCACCAGCUGUCUGUAGCUGGCAAGAUCAAGAAGCACUUCAACACCAGUCCCAAACCUGACAGCACCACAGCUGGAGUGUCCGUCAUUUCGCUGGACCAUGGCUUUAGCAUCCAGAGAUCGGGGUCUUUGGACUACUACCAGAACCCAGGGAUGUACUGGAUAAGACCACCGCUCUUGAUAAGGAGGGGCAGGUUUUCGGACGAAGACGCCACCAGAAUGUGAGACCUUCGCUCCAGACACCGCACGACGGCCUUCCCCUCAACGACAGCCCCAGCCCCACCAACGCACCCGAGUCUGAGGACUAUUC
Molecule: messenger RNA, 2533 nt
Organism: Megalops cyprinoides (Indo-Pacific tarpon)
Lineage: Eukaryota; Metazoa; Chordata; Actinopteri; Elopiformes; Megalopidae
Gene: dclk1a
Product: doublecortin-like kinase 1a
Exons: 17
Coding region: 274-2448 (724 amino acids)
Biological process (GO): photoreceptor cell development; axoneme assembly; intracellular signal transduction
Cellular component (GO): axoneme
Molecular function (GO): ATP binding; protein kinase activity
Source: RefSeq, a predicted model, not a curated record